AUGAGUUCUCCAUUUGCUUCCCCACCACCACCCUACACGCCUGAACAUCCUCAUGUCAUCCUCGACCAUGAGAAGAUCCCCCAGGUAGGGGCACCACCCCCACCACACCCUGCAAUCGACCCAGAAGGUGCUGCUGCUGCUUCAACAACAAGCGCAGUUAGGGGAUCAUCACCAAAACCGCUAGGAAUGCGUGCAGACGAUAGAGAUAUCUUUCACUUGCCAGCGACAACUGCUCUGACACUACUCUCAAGGAGCAUUGAGAUGCUCGUCUCUAUGACUGGAGAUGUGCCCCCUACUCCACCCCCAAGCGACCCUGCUACACCUGAGAUGGAGGAGGAGCUUCACCCUACUGCCGUCUCAACAGGAUUCAGCUUUGGCAAGACCAUGGCCCAGGAUUUGGAUGGUGUUCAUGUCAAACACAAGCACGAUUUCAGGGAUGAAGAUAGUGAUGAUGACUUCUUGAGCAAUGGAGGGGAGAUCAAGAUCAUCGGUGCUGGAGCGAAGGGUAUUCAUCAGAAUGCUUCAAUUACACGAAAGUUCUGGAGCAAAGCUGCACCCGAGAUCCCAAUUGAGGACUACCUCUUCCGGAUACAUCGGUUCUGCCCAUUAUCAACAGCCGUAUAUCUCGCCGCCUCAGUGUAUCUCCAUCGCCUUGCAGUAACAGAACGCGUCAUUCCCUUAACCCGCCUUAAUGUUCAUCGAUUACUUCUUGCCGCCUUACGAGUAGCGAGCAAGGGAUUGGAGGAUCUUAGCUACCCACAUAAAAGAUUCGCAAAAGUCGGAGGGUUGAGCGAGUACGAGCUGAGUAGGCUCGAAGUCAGCUUUUGUUUUUUGAUGAACUUCGAUUUGAAGGUCGACAAGGCUGCAAUGGAGAAACAGGUGGCGAGCUUGAGGGAGACAGUAAACCGACAAGUCACUAUGGGCACUUCAGCAUUGGUGUUACCGCCUAGCCCCAAAGAAAAGGAGGUGACAGCGAAACCGGCCAUGCUGGAUGUAUAG
Messenger RNA from Morchella importuna, 999 nucleotides. RefSeq lists its product as uncharacterized. Gene Ontology annotation, biological process: regulation of cyclin-dependent protein serine/threonine kinase activity. NCBI's taxonomy places the organism in Eukaryota, Fungi, Ascomycota, Pezizomycetes, Pezizales, Morchellaceae. Gene Ontology annotation, cellular component: nucleus; cyclin-dependent protein kinase holoenzyme complex. The transcript is spliced from 3 exons. Gene Ontology annotation, molecular function: cyclin-dependent protein serine/threonine kinase regulator activity; protein kinase binding. The record is from RefSeq and is a predicted model, not a curated record. Bases 1 to 999 code for a protein of 332 amino acids.